Asterias rubens (European starfish) is the source of this 1372-nucleotide messenger RNA. Its product is annotated as gamma-interferon-inducible lysosomal thiol reductase-like. The record is from RefSeq and is a predicted model, not a curated record. The transcript has 5 exons. NCBI's taxonomy places the organism in Eukaryota, Metazoa, Echinodermata, Asteroidea, Forcipulatida, Asteriidae. Gene Ontology annotation, molecular function: oxidoreductase activity, acting on a sulfur group of donors, disulfide as acceptor. Gene Ontology annotation, cellular component: lysosome. The coding region runs from base 105 to 872 and encodes 255 amino acids.
UUAGCCGGCAAAACAGAAAUUGCAAUCACACAGAACAGAAGCAGCAGUUGGUGGUCGAUUGUUCCUUUGUUCGUAAAGAUUUUCCGAUUUUUCCUCUCACAAAAAUGGUUUCCCGAUCUGUUUUGUCGAUUUGCUUUUUAGCAGUGUUUGGAUGUUCUGCAGUUUUGUCAGCAACACCUUGCCCUUUCCCUCCACAUUUGUGGUGCAGUUCGGUUGAAAUAUCGAAAGCGUGUCACGUGGAGAAGCAAUGUGUCGACUGGCAACAACCAAUGGUCAAUAGCGCACCAUUAGUGAAUAUCACCCUGUACUUUGAAUCUUACUGCCCAGGAUGUCAAGCGUUUAUCACCGGUCAGCUUUAUCCAACAUGGACUGAGCUCAGCAGCAUCAUGAAUGUGACACUUGUCCCUUAUGGAAAUGCUCAGGAGACUAAGAAUUCCACGGGAUGGUCUUACGAUUGUCAACAUGGGGAGCAAGAAUGUCAAGGCAACCUUCUUGAAGUCUGUAUCCUUCACUACGUAGACUUUUCUACUGCGUUUGACACAAUCUACUGCAUGGAGAAAUCCGGGACGCCUGUGCCACAUGCAAAGGAGUGCAUGAUGAAGAACAAAGUAAACUACGAUCAAGUCUCAACGUGUGCAACGGGCCCAGAAGGUAACGCUCUUGAACAUCAGAUGGCGCUUAAGACUGACGCAUUGAGUCCAAAACAUACCUAUGUACCAUGGGUGACACUAAAUGGGGUUCACACAGAGCAGAUUGAAAAUGAAGCGACGAAUAACCUCAAGAAGUUGGUCUGCAAGACGUACCAAGGACCCAAACCUACUGCCUGCACCCAGGAUCUCCAGAAGCCUGACUACUGCUACAGCAAAGAGUAGAAAUCAUUGCAUUUGUUUCUGGGUAAUCAAUGAUUUGGUUAUUGAGUAUGACAUGACCAGCUCGGACCGCAGACAACAUUUUGAUAAGCUGUUUGUGGAUUAAUUAAUUAAUUUGAAUGAUAUCGGGUGCAAUUACUUGCCUGGUCAGUAUUAAAGACUCAGUUCCUUGAAUGAAAUUGGCAACAUGUGAUCUUUUCUAAAAUUCAAUUAAAAUGUUUUCAAUCAAUAUGGAAAUUAAGUUCACCUGAUACUAAACAGAAAUCAAUUGUACACAAAGUCAAGAAUCAUUUUGAAUGGCCUUCUCCAGUGCUUUUCACUUCAGAUAGAUCUGCAAAAAGCCCUGUUACAUCAUCACUCAUGUAUCGCCAUUUGUGGGAGCUCCGUUUUUAUAGUUUGGUUGCAAUAAUAAAGCAACAUCCCACAGAUGACAUUAAAGGAACACGUUGCCUUGGAUCGGACGAGUUGGUCUAUGAAAAGCGUUUGAAACAGUUAGAAUGUGA